AGCUGCAGCUACCACCCACCACUGAGCCGAACAUCGGGGUGAUGAGUCAGAAAAGUGGCGGAGAGGCCGGUCCUCCUCCCUCGGCGGCGUUUGCUUCAGUACCCAGGUUUAGGGUGAGUUUGAAUAAACCAGGAGUCUGUUGCCUUUGGACAUCAGUACCUAACUGCAGCCAAUGCAUCCCUGUGACGAGGCAGGACUUGCUUGCUGUAGCUGGAGGAAGGUGAAGUAUUUCUAAGCUUAAAUGAAUCUUAAUUCGGGACUGUAGGUUUCACUGCAAAUUGGCCUUACAUCUUCUGGCUGUUUUCUCUUCUUUUUUAAUUCAAUAUCCUAUUUUAAUAUAUAUACAUAUAUAUUCAAAAUGACUCAGAUCCUUGAAUCAAGGGCUUGUUUUAUUCAGUGAGCCUUGUGGUGUGACAGCUGCUGUAUAAAGUGGCUGUAAAUGUUGUCUGCUCACUGAAGAGGGCAGUUUGUAAAGCAAACUCGCAUCAGCACCCAGAUUAGGUGUUGGGAAGGGGACUGGAGGCGAGAGUGGGCAAGUGAAGGGGCAUCUUCCCCUCCUAUCCCCCGUUUAUUUUCUUUUUGUUGUUGUUACUCUCUCUGGAGUCACACCUAUGAAUUUAGCCUGUCGCUCAGGCUAUUUACUCACACACUUGUUGUUGUUGUUGUUAUUCCAGUCUUACGCUCGCCCACUUCUUUUUUUCCCUUUGUGCCCCUUCCCAUAAUGCCCUACACAGCCUACUGGUGUGUAAGGGGGAGCCCAUACAUGAAGCUGCUGCCUCAGUCACUGCCUCAGCGCUAUGCUAUGCUACCUAUGCUAAGCAUCAAAAAGACACAAAAGAAAAGAGAGAGUGUGAGAGAGAGACCAUGCACUUGACAUGUCGACCACCUCUACUUCUUGCCUGCUACUGAAAACUGCUAUUCAUAGCUUUGCCUGCCAUGACACAGUCACUGCUAGAGUCCCUGUGUUGAACUGUAGCUUGACCCGGCUUCCCCCUUUCGAGCUCUCUUGACCUCACCCCCUUGCUACUAACACUCAGCCUUCAGAGCUUGCACUCCCCUCUUCUCUUCCCUGCCUGUCUUUGGGAAAUGGCUAAAGUCAAUAGUGCUACAGGGAAGGCUUUGGGGGUGACUUCAUGUAAAAUGUUUUAAAUGGCUCCUAAUUUAUACCCCAAUAUGUUUUUUCAAAGAAGCUCCCUUUUUUGUUAAACUGUUGUUUUUUAUGCCAUUGUCUGUUAUUUGUUUCCCUUGUUUGAAUGUCUGUCUAAGUUGAGCCUGAAUCAUUGAUGUAUGACGUCAACUUUCUUCCUUGCCUUUCAGUUCAUCCAGAGAGUUUUGAAAAAUAGAAGGGGGUGGGUGUGGUGGGGGGGGGGUUGAGAUAAUAAGGGUUAAUUAAACCGAGGUGUUGCAUUUAUAAUGAAUGAUUAUGACUCCUGUUCAGAAACCUGACCAUGUUUUCAUUUGGCGACAUAUCAGAGAGUUCAGAGAAAGCUAACUGCAUGCGUGGCACACAUGGCUGUCUUUUAAACCAGUGCUUGCAGAAAACCUUAUUACACACUAGGCUUCAAGUAGCCUUGCAUUCAAAGAGUGGUGUCCAAGCACUUACCAGGAUAUGUGCUUGUUUUUAUUUGUGACUGCAAGGCUGUGUGAAUACACAUAAUGUUGUACUUUUUUGUUUGGGAUCUAUGGAUGUUUUUUUCCAUUAAUAAACCUAACUUGCAUUUUAGCUGGGCUCCGCAGACAUCCGAAUGGGUUUUGUGAGAAUGUGUCAGUAAUGAAGACACUUAGUCCCAGGGGCACUUAACCCAUCAAAUCUCAACCAGGGUGCCACCUAGGUCGGUCUGUCUGUCUUUUAGACUUUUUUUACUAUUGUUUUGUUUUGUUUUUCAUGUAUUUCAGAUUGUGUCUGAAUGCACUUUUAGUGUACCUCUUUUACUUUUUUUGUAGUGACAAAUUCUGUUCGUCACAGUGUGGUUGUCGAGGGCAAGAGUGCAGCAUUUUGGCUGCUACCAUGGUCACAUAGGUGGAGGCAAGGGCUUGUCGGUUGUAUGAGUCAUGGGAAAUUUUUAUUCUGACUCCUCUUCCAAAGGAGAAUAUUAAAUAGCGUGAUUCUGAUGUCUGUAGAGGCCGAUUGAUUUUUCCUUGGUCUUGACUCUGUGAGAUCUGUUUGGUGUUUUUGUCUCCUUGAUACAGUCAAAGAUCAUAUGACCAACCAUCCCAUUGCUUCCAUCUGCUGGGACCUUCUAAGUACCUCAGACAUUUGAAUGUCUUCAGUACCUUGGAGAAACUGGGCUGUUCUUUUGCAGCUACUUUCAGUAUGAUAAGAUAACGCUUUAAAUACAUUUUUACAAAGCAAACUUCAAAUACGCACAAUGUACUAAAAUACUAUGCUUGAUCAACAGGUAGUAAGUAUUUACUGGUAGUACAUUUAAUUUAGUAAUUUGUUAGAAUUCUUCCAUGACAGCAAAUGCUGUUAGAACUAGAUCAACAAAAUAAUCAGUCUUUUGUUAACUGCAUCUAGUUUGAAUAUUGAAUACCAAUGCAUUUCAUUAUUUGCUGUCUUAAUACAAAAACAUUGCUCAUGUUUCUGAUUUAAGAAAGCUCUCAAAUUUCGGCAAUGUAAGUCAAUAUAAAUAGUCCCUCUGUUAGAGGCGCCACACCUCCCUGUGCCCAGUUAGCAUGGAGGAAUCAGUUAAGCAAGAGAUCGGUCAACAUUAACGACCAAAGUGCCACAUUUCUCAGGGUUAUCAGAUAAACAACACAGAGUCUAUUUCAAAAUACUAUAUAUAAUUUCUUAACAUGUUAGUUGUCACCUACAGUAUAUGUCAGAGGUAGACCUACUGAUGAGUGAGCAUGAUGAUCAAUUGAAUUGAGGCUUCAGUUUCUGUUGGGGCAGCCUAUUGGGGAGGCAAAGGUGACGUCCCUUUUUAUUAAAGCAUGUCGGCAGGCUGAACCAAAGGCUUCAGAUGACAUAACAUGCCCGAUCUUUAGUGUUGUAUAUCAAAACAAAAAUUAAAACUCUGGUAUGAAGUGUGUUCCACUAGGCAUAAUACUGUUAUGAUCCAUACCUUUUUUAUAUAUCCCGAAGUUGAUCUUGUAUUUCGUAGUUGAAGAUGCCUAUAUGACACAAUUGCUUUCUUUUCAGAAUGACUUUUGCUAAAAAUUAAGAAUGUUAAAUAAAGAAUAGGAGGGUAACUCAUGUAGAAUGCAUGAUAUUACACGGGAGGAGUUGUUAUAAUCAUCUUAAAGUAGCUGCAAAUCCAUCACUGUGGUUCCAAUCAUUUGGUCUUAAUGGUGUUUUAUGCUGCACUUUUUUGCAUGGUUUAACAUUGUCUGGCAUUUUACUCCUUAACAUAAAGAAAAUACAUUCUUAUGAAGUACUUUUGAUAAAUUCAUUCAUUUAACUAAUGCUUGAUUUUCCUCAGUCUAGAGUUAUACCUGUUGCUUUAAAAUCUUUUGAUUUAUUUAAUAUUGGUUAAUGGUCUCUCUGCAAUGUGUGAAAAUGGAACUUACUUGUGUCGGUUAUACUAAGGGUGAAAGGGGAACAAGCUAAUUUAUUGUCCACUUUUGAUAACUCCAGUGUCAUGAAAUUUGCCUUGUUUUAAAGAGUAGUGUCCAACGUCAGUGGGUAUGUGGGUUUCCGCAAUCCACUUAUGGACCGUUUGGCUUAUAUGCUCUUGUAGUUGAGGUUUAGUUGAGAGACAUUUAGUUGAUAAUUCACUGCCCUCAAUGAAUUCACUGUGCCUUUAAGACGCAUGUGUGUGCUAGAGUGUAUGUUUGUACGAGUUUCUCAUAGUCAUGUUGGAAUGUUUGAGCGAUCCUUAUGUUAGUCAGUUUCUAUGUGAACAUUUUAUAUUAACAUAUUCUUCUGUUGUCUAUGUAUUUGCUUUGUGUGGAUCAUGUCGCUCGACUCUGGAAUUAUUGUAAUUGGCCAAAUUUGGAUUGCUUGCUUGUGAGGGAGCCUUUUCUGCUUUCUGUUUUAUUUGUUUUAAAGCAUCUUAAAGGUACAGGGUCUCUAUAGUUGAUGGGUUUCCAAAUGUCCUCCUAGACGUGAAGAGAUGUGGAUACCAGCAAAGAGCUGCACUGUUUGAAAGCAUUCUUUUGCAUCAGACAUUCUGAAUUUCGGUGGUCAAAUGUGUGGUGUUGCUUUCUUUUGUACGUUGCAUCUUGUUUUUACCACUGUCUUGUGUCUGAUGUCUGCUGAAUAUUUCAAGUUACAGUCGUGACCAAAAAUAUUGUCACCCGGAAACAUUUUUACAUUUUUAAAAAAAAUAAUAUUUGGCACAGUGUUCAAUGUUAAGAGGACUAAUUAAGCAGGUUCUAUAGUGAUUUUUCACUCUUCUUGGAUCUCUGCAUAAGCGGUUAUCCCAAUGAUUUUGGCAAAUGACUUAAAUGCUGCCUUCACAGAUACCGGCUCAAAGACCAUGAGGCGUUUAAAAUUUCCCUAUGUCAGGAAGUUUGCUUUUUGAGGACAUUAUUUCAUGUGAACACGUUUUGUGUGAACUUUGGCAUGACCUGCCUCACCAGAGAGCUGUCCUUUGGUCUCAGUUCACAUGACAUUUUCCCAGAAUAUUUUUUACAUGUUCUGGUGUGGUUGGGCAAAUUAAAGACUGGCCUUCUACUGUCUGCUGGGAGCUCUCUGGCGUUUCUAGCCUUAUAACCAGUGACUAGUUGUGUGAUGGUCAGAUCUGUUUGUCAUUUGACUCAAUAGCCUUCAUCCAUUCUUUGAAGAAAAUGUUUUGUUUUCCAGCCACAGUGGCUGGUAUGCUGUGUGGUAAAAUUAUUUUACCAGCAACUCAAGCUUUGUACCAAUCAUUUCUAUAAUCUUUUUAAAUAAAAAUAUGGAAAUGUAUAACCUGACACAAACCUGAUUCACUCCAUAACAUCUGUUAUUGGCACAAAAAGAAUGGAACAAUUGAGACAAUGUUAUUCCAAUUUUAUUUGGAAGACAUCAAAUGAGUAGAUGUCCAACUGUCAAAUAUUCUAACAAGGCCAGCCUUAUUGCCACGAUUCAGGUAGAUACCUAAAUUGCAUCGCAGACUUCCAGGUAGAUGCCACAAGACCUCACUCACUCCUUCAUACUCUCCCCGACAUCAGUUAUUUCACUCGCUCUUAAAAUUUGUGGUCCAGGAACAUUUCUCUGAUCUCUGCUGUCUUUCUACCAGUAAGUCCACACAAGCUGCAGCAUUACAUUCUGGUGGAUUAUUCAGAUGGGCUAAUGUUGCUUUGGUGAUUUGUUUACCGCAACUGAAAAGUUUAACAAACUAAAAACAAAGUCGGUUCUAGCUGCCACUAACCCUAGCCAUCAGGAAUGCCUUGAUUUGCUUGUGUAUUAUUUAAAAGACACUGCAGUAUUACAGUGAUUCAAUAGUGACCUAUUGUUGCAUCAAGACAUUAGUCCCACAUAUUUGACCAUUUGGAAGUGUAAAUCAAAACUGGUAUUUCAGAGGGCACCAUAAACAAGAAGAUUUGAAUUUAUACCUGGGUGAUUCCUAAACCUGAAUAGCUGUUUUCUUAGUGAAUUCCAAACACCUAACUCCUAACCUCCAGCAAGCAGUCUGUAAGACUCAAAAUCACAAUCCAGACAGGUCAUCUCACAGAAAUUAGUAGUGUACAUAUCAAAAUCACAAAUGCCUGGCCCUUAUGUAGGCCUGCAGACAAUCCUUUUACUGCUCUUUCCUUUUACUGUUAAAAGGCAGUUAAGCAUUACUUGAUGUGAUGUGAGUAGCGACAGUUUGGCUGGAAAUAUGUUUAGGUGGUUGUAUUAUAAACCCUGCUGUCUGAUGUCGAAAUGUCCUGUCAUACCUUUGCCCAAACAUUCAUUCAAAUGUUGGUGGACUCAGAUAAGUAUGUUUGUGCUCUUUUGAGCUACACUUUUCCUGUACUCAAUAAAACUGCAGUGGAAAUGUGGCCCAUAUGUACUGCCGUAUGAGGAUGAACAUUUUGUUUCCCUGGCAAUACACUCUUUUUAUGUACUUUGCCUGCUAAGGUGAAAAAAGUGUAUGCAAUAUCCAUCCCAUAACUUGCAGACAUGCAACUGUGUUCAUGUAGCUGAGCUGUGUGAUUAUAUUGGUUCAAUACAACCAACCUUAAUUUGUUUCUACUGCACAGAAGUGAAUGUGAGGUUUGAUAUGUGAUAUCUGAAUGUGAUACUUCUGAUAACUUCUUACUAAUUUGUCCUUUCUGAUCACUCUCAUCAUAUCAAAAACCAUAAUCUAAAUCAUCAUUCUUUGCCAAAAAAGUAACUAAUUACAAUCAAAAUGUAGUCUGUAUUUGUCUUUCAUGUAUGAUCCCAUUUUUGUCCUACCUGCAUGAUUACUCAGUGUUCCUGACAUUUCAAAUUCCUUGAUGAUGGGAAUGCUUUCAAAAUGUAGCCUUUGCUUGAGUAUUCACAUCAUACUGCAGAAACAGUUUUGGGGCACAAAAAAGCAGAUGGUUGAGCAGGUCUCUUGAAAAAAGUUCCAUUUUCACAAAAAAAAAAUCAUCUGAAUACUUUAUUUCAACAUAUUUUUUAUGGUGGUCAGCUUUUAUUGCUCAUUCGUUGUCUCGUUUUUAUUCCAGGAAGUUCCCUCUGAAGCAGGGAGUGUCUGCAUAUAAAAUGGUCUGCAGGUCUCUGCUUCAUAGGUCAGAAGCUGGUUUAUUCUGUUCUAAGUGGCUACGCUCAGUCCCAACCACCAAAUUGUUUGAACCACUAUAAGAAAAAGAACCAAUUGGCAUGCAUCAUCUUACACAUGACAGGGAUGAAGAUUCGUAGUGUACCAUUUUACUUAAAGUGAAAUAGCUGGACAUUUUUAGUGUAAAUAUACAUAUAAUGAUUUUACACACUGCCUAAAAGUUUACCGUAUCAAUUAUAAAACAUUUAAAACACAAAUGAAAAACAUAUACAAUGGCUAACAAAUAUUAGUUUUGCUUAUUUUAACAAAUAUGCAUUCCCAAAUUAAUGCUUGCUCCUCCUCGUAAUUUUUCUUUAUGCCUUCUUUUUAGCAUUUUAACAUUUUAUGAAUGAAACAACCUUUAUCACUUUUUUUUCCAAGUUGCACACAUUACACUCAGCCACACACUCACACCAUGAUGCAUUAAAACAAAAAACAAAUAUCAAAUUAUAAUUGGGAUGAAAUUUUUGUUUAAAAAAAAGCAGUCGUUGCUCACAUUUCGCUGCUUGAAUGGGACUGCUAGCCAGCAUAUGUGUAGAGGCCUUUAUUCACUGUCUAAUUGUGCACACUGCAGAUGCUUCAUCCACCUCCUCUCCUCUGACCAUGGGAAGUCCCUGCAGUGCUUUUCCCACCUCUUCCAGCUCUAAGACGCACUCCUCUACCUCAGCCACUGUGCGGCCACCCGCAUCCAGCACCUGCACUCCAGGAGAAGUAAGUAGUCGGGGGUUGUCUGAGCUGUUGGAUGCAGAGGGCAAACUGUGUGGAAGCAGCAGCACCACCAGGUCCAUGGGAAAGAAAGGAGGAGGAGGAGGAGGAGGAUGUGGUGGUGGAGGAGGAGGAGGAAUGGCUGCCCAGCAGACCCAGCCGCAUCACCAGAUGACUCCAUCCAAGCGCUCUGUGUUGAACAUCUCGCCCCCGCCAGAGGACCUCUUUGAUGACAGCCGCAUGUCCUGUCAAGACGAGCUGUCGCUGGACUCGGAGCAGAGCAACAGCAUCUGGACAGAUAACUCUGUGUCUAACUUCAGCAUCAUCAGCUCCAGCUCCUACAACGACAACACAGAGGUGCCGCGCAAGGCCCGCAAGCGCACACCACGCCAGAGGCCCGGACCAAAGCCCAUCUCGCAGCAGGAGACCAGCAUGGACAUGUUUGAUGCCGACAGUGCCAAAGCACCACACUUUGUACUCUCCCAGCUGGGCCCGGACAGCAAGGCCGGCACCAAAGGAAGUUCCACAGACGGACCACAGGGGCCUGGUCCAAAAGGAGGCAUUCUCUGUGGGCAGUUCCCUCAGAAGAGCGAGGGCAAGGAGCUGAAGAUCCUUGUGCAGCCGGAGACGCAGCACAGAGCCCGCUACCUUACUGAAGGCAGCCGAGGGUCCGUCAAAGACCGCACCCAACAGGGUUUCCCCACUGUCAAGCUGGAAGGUCUGAAUGAUCUAGUGGUUCUGCAGGUGUUUGUGGGUAAUGAUGUGGGAAGAGUCAAGCCCCACGGGUUUUACCAGGCUUGUCGGGUAACUGGCCGUAACACCACAGCUUGCAGGGAAGUAGACAUUGAUGGCACCACCGUCAUUGAAGUAUCCCUUGAGCCAAGCAACAACAUGACUUUGGCGGUGGACUGUGUCGGGAUCCUGAAACUGCGCAAUGCAGACGUGGAGGCUCGCAUCGGGGUGGCCGGCUCCAAGAAGAAGAGCACCCGGGCCAGGCUGGUGUUUCGGGUGAACAUCCCACGGGCGGACGGCUCGGUGCUCACGUUACAGACACCCUCCUCGCCCAUCCUGUGCACCCAGCCUGCUGGUUUGCCGGAGAUUUUGAAGAAGAGUCUCCACAGCUGCUCUGUAAAUGGUGGAGAGGAAGUCUUCAUCAUCGGGAAGAACUUUCUCAAGGGCACCAAAGUCAUGUUUCAGGAGAACAUAGGAGAUGAGAAGUCAUGGAAAACAGAGGCGGAAAUCGACAUGGAACUAUUUCAUCAGAACCAUGUAAUAGCAAAGGUCCCCCCUUAUCAAAACCCCAGUAUAUCCUCUCCUGUAUCUGUUGGGAUCUUUGUGGUGACCAGCGCAGGCCGCUCUCAUGAUGUACACGCCUUUACUUACACUCCAGAACCCGUUAACAUUGAGGUACCAGUGAAGAAAGAAGUGUCCUCUCCAGUGAAGCCCUGCUCCUAUGAGCAGAUGAAAGCUAUGGAUAGUGCCUUAAUAUCCCCGGUUAUACCUCUUGUUAAAAGAGAAGAUGUUACUCCAAUGGAGGUGUCCAGUAACCCUUUGUCUUCAAGUGUCUUCAAGCAGACCCAAGAUGUGAUGAACUCAACUCAACAGACCUCCAGUAUCCCCACAAACAGUGGCUCCUUCUCCAACACCCUGCCUUGCCAGCCGGGUGAACAGGACCAGAGCCAAAGUACCGCUUUUGCCAGCAAAGAGGCCUUGACCACCAUACAGAAACAGGACAUUGCACCUGCUAGUUCUUUCCCAGUGUCUGGGAAGUCUAUGCUCCCACAGGGACCUUUUAUGAUGCAGGGUAUGGAGCAGGAGAGGUCUAACAGUAAUGUGAGCACAGUGGUGUCUCUCUCCCAGCUGGGCGAUUCUUCCCAGCAGCAAACCCAGCAGCUUCCGCUCCUACCUCUGGAUGAGGUGGCACAACUGGAGCAAGCUGUCCGUCAGCUGCAAGCCAAGGGUUACUGCAGCCUUCCGCUGCAGUCAGAGAAUCCACUGGCUAAACAGCAGCAGCAGAAACAGCUGCAGCAGCAACAACUGCAACAGCAGCAGCAACAAAUUCAGCAGCAACAGCAGAUUCAGCAGCAACAAAUCCAGCAGCAACAGCAGCAGAUUCAGCAACAGCAGCAGAUUCAGCAACAGCAGCAGAUUCAGCAGCAGCAACAGCUUCAACAACAGCAACAACAACAACAGCAACAGCAACAACAACAACUUCAACAACAGCAACAGCAGCAGCUUCAACAGCAGCAGAUUCAGCAACAACAACUUCAACAGCAACAGCUUCAGCAGCAGCAGCAGCAGCAGCAACAACAGCAGCAGCAGCAGCAAGCCCUCGAGAACCUUCAACAUCAGAUGUUUCCACCGCAGAUACCAAUGUCCCAAAAUCCUUCACAGACCAUGGUACAGAACAGUGGCUCCCUCUUCCAGUCAUCCCAACAACAGCAGCAACAACAACAGCAACAACAACAGCAACAACAGCAACAGGCAGCUCUCUUCCAGCAAGCCAAAGACCUCCUCUCGAUCCAGACCAGUUUCCUCCAGCAGACUCCUUCCCACGCCUCACCACCUCUGUUCCACAACCCCAGUCCCAUGUCUGACAGCCAGGACCCACAGGGAGGACUUUUUCACACCCCAAAGACAUCUCCUACUCAGGAGCAGGUCCAAGCAGCCCUUUUCCAGAACAGUCUGUCAGCUCUGAACGGCUCCACUCUCCCAGCAGAACCCCAGGCCUCUGCUACGAGCAUGUUCCUCUCCCAGAAUCCUCUGUCCGGUCCGCUGCCGGUAAAUGGAGGCCAUCAACAGCAGCUCAAUUUCCUGAACUCUCUGCAGACACAGAGUCUGGAGACUCCGUCUGUGUUCCAGAAUCAGGCCCAAAUGUCUGCCAUGCAGCAAAGCACCCCUAUGGACCAGCAGCAAUGCCCACAGCCUCCGCAGCCUACCCCUCAACAGGGAAACCUCUUUCAGAACCUCACACACUCACCCUCCAACAAACUUCCACAGACUCAGCCACAGCAAACUGGCCUGCUGUUCUGCAGCAACCCUCUGCCUUCUGUCAAUCCUGAGCAGGCCUCGAGCCUGCUUUUUGGGAACCAGGCCCAGAUGUCCCCUCUGAACACCAAUACCAUGCCAUCCCCAGAGCAGCCCAACCCCAGCCUUCCCUUCUCUCAAGCCAGCAUGGUGACUGUGAACAGGCCAAACUCGUCGGAGCCCAUGUCAUUCCAAAACCAAACGUCUGUGGAAGCGAACAAGCCGCUCCAGCCCAGCAUGUUCCAAGACCAGCAACCCAUGCAGUUGACCCCCAGCUCUAAUGGAGGGUCUGCGCAGUCUGUUACACUCUUCAUGACCCAGUCUAAUGUGUCCCAAGAGCUACCCCAGGCUUCACUGUUUGCCUCUCAGAAUGGAGUAGCAGGGCUCCAGACCACCACCUCUUCGCCCGUGCAGCAGCCAGGAGCGCUGUUCCAGUCGGCAGUGAAUGGGACCCUCAACCGGCCUGGACAGACCCAGCAGCCUGGACUCUUCCUGUUUGACCUGCAGAAUGAUUGUGGUGGAUUGAUGAAUUCUGCUGGAACCACGUUGUCGGAUCAGAUCAUCGCCAUCAGCCAGUCGGGUCAGAACCAGAGAGAGGCUGAGGGCCAGAUCCAACCAAUGCUCACCCAAUCUAUUUCUGAAUCUGGCACAAUGCAAAACAGCAUGACUGCCAAUCAGAACAUAGAGAAAAUCGAUGACCUUCUUGUAAGCCUUCAUGAGCAAGGCAACAACUUGUCUCGCUCCUAUUAGAGGUUCCUCAACUUUGACAGGACUUCCUGCUCUUGUUUGACUGAUGGUCAGAUGGCCAGACCAAAACCAAGAGGCCAAUAGGUGUUACACUGAUUUCCACUGUUUGAAAUUUAAACAAGGCAAUAUCAAUGAUGUACUGGAUGAGGAUGAGGAUGAGGAUGCCAGAUGGAGUUUACACAGUACAUCUGUGUAGGAUAAUCAGGCAUGGCAUUCUGGGAAGAUCUGUAUUUCCGGUUUUCUCUUUGGGGAUGGCUACAUGUUAUUUUUUUUUUUGUCGUCUCUCUCCAACUGUGAAUGACAAGAAUCAUAGGAUAAAACGUUUGGUGUUGUCCCGUUCAUUAGUCUGAAUUGCAGUUUUUGUUUGGCUUUGUUUUGUUUGUUUGUUUGUUUGUUUGUAAUUACACCUUGACACAAGUUUGCAUGCAUGUGUCCUGUAGUAUUCAGGACAUGAUGUGUCCUUUUAACGGUUUAUAACAUGUUGCAUUUUUAUAUUAUAAUGAACUAUUUUAGAUUAAUCAAAUAUCAUAUUCAAAACCAUAGAAAUCUGGCCUGUGUUUUCCCUUUCCCUAAGCACUUUAUAAUGUUCUCCAUUGUGACUAGUUUCUCCUUAUGGUGGACUCGACGUUUUAAGGCUAUUAGCAUUUCACCUGGACUAGUGUUUACUGUUUGUAUAUUUCCUUUAAAUUCUCUUCUUGCAUAUUUCAGGAGGAUUUAGUUUUGUAUUAAGUACUGAAUAUUCAUCCUAGCAAUCUCAAAACAUGCAGUAUGAAUUGCUCACUUAAUACAUUCAAUACAUCAUAUACUGAAUCAAGAGAGGAAUCUACCUUUACUGUAGGUCAUUAAAUAUUCAUUCACUCACAAUUUUAUAAUGUGAAAGUUAAUGACUAUUCCACAAGCAUCUGAUUGCAUACAUAUUUAUCAUAUGAACGUUGUAUGCCUGACAGUAUACUGUAUACAUGCUCCCAUGGAAAAUAUUUCGGUUGUAAGUAUUUUUUUCAUGCCUUUCAUCCAUGUUUGGAAUAGAAUCAUUUGCUUGAUUGCUUCAGACCCUUUAUCUGCUAAGGAGAAUUCUGCAUAUGCUGCCAUAUUACAAAGGAUGGCAGCCAAUUUAUAAUUUACCUUUUUUAUCAUGCCAAGGUGCUACUUGCUGGAAGAGCAUAGCUUUUUUGCCAUGCUAUUCAAUACUUUCAAUCAUUUUGUAAAUAGUAUCAUUUACCGUACUGUAAAAUAUAGUACCAACAUUCUCAUGUAAAACCAGCCAACUGAGAAUUAGCCACGCGGUCUCGCCUCAUAUCCGGCUUUCUGGCCAGUUUUAUGGCUUGACUGGGUUUGGUAGUUCAUGCGUUUUCUGCAACGUUAAGAAACUGGCCAUUAUUUGUUGUGCCUAAACCAUGUAGUGGGUGUGUUCAUCAUCUCUCUAAAUCUCAAUGUCUGGCAUGUUGUAAAGUUGUCAAACUGGUUUGUGUGGUUUGUUUUCAUGCGUUUUAGUUGUUUGGGAUGGAGGACUUAUUGAUGUUGUUUUUUUGUUUAUAUAGAUAGUAUUCACAUUACCAGGGGCUGGUCUCGCUGAUGACUAAUAGCUUGAUUUUAGCCUCACUCUUGAUGUUGAUUGUUUAUCUGGGGUGAAUAUUCUUUUUCCACUGUCUUCAUUAUCUUCUGAUUAAUUUGACUGUCGGUCAGGUUGUUAAAAGGAGAGUGUGAAAUCUCUGGGUAAAUGAUGUCUGAUGUUCGAUUAAAGAGCUUGAGUGGUGUCCUUUUAGAUGUUUAAAGGGACCUGCUGACGAGGGAUGAGUCACACCGCCUCUAAAUAAAUGCUUAGCUUGGCUUUCAUCUCUUUAAAAUACUGUUGGAUGUGUUUCUGUACUGUCAUGAAUAUUUAUGUGGGAAAUGCACACUUCUAUUAUGUUUUCAUAUUAUCUCUUUUCAUGUAAUCGUAUCUAAUUUAUUGUCUGGAGUGUGUAGUGAUUGCUUCCUCUCCCUAGGUUUUUAGCACUGUAAGCAAUGUACACAGCCUAUGUUAUAGAAUGUCAAUACACCCUUUCUAUUUUUUCAUCUUAUAUUGAAAAUUGGUAAUAUAUUUCUCUAUUGGCCCUUGUUAUAUGCUUAUCCCAAGGGUAUCCCAUGAUUGAGGGGACAUAUUUUCAGAUUGAGGGUGUUCAAAUGUACCCUGCUCACAGCGAUACAGUUGUACAUUCCUGUAUAUUCACUUCAUUUCUAUGUAUCAAAUGCCAUGUUUAAAUAAAUUGCAUUGUAUUUUUUUAUCCAGAGCAUAUUUGUGAAAUAGAAUUGUAAAAAUUGAUCGAUAGUUGUCAUAAGUGAAAACACAAUGAAAUGUCAUGCCAAUUAUGAAGCCAUACAAAGAAAAUAAUAUCUAUCCCCAUUCUUAGAAAGGAUGUAUUUAUGUAGACACAUGUUAAUGGUAUAGGCUGCUGCAGUUGCCACCUCUACAUUGGACCAAUUGCAAACAAGUACAUUCUUUAUCUAUAUUAAUAUUUAUAUAUAUUCUUGUGAAAGAUUGUAUACACUUGAGUUGAACUUGUUUUCUAAUAUAUGAGAAAUUAAAUAUUUUUAUCAGACAUUAAACAGAUGUCACAACUAGAAUAUUUUAGUGAAUUUCAGUGUAUGUAUUUAAGAUUAAAGAAUAUAUGAAUAGGCCUAUUUACAUGAUCAUACACCUAUAGGGAUCACAGGCAUAUUGAUUCACUUUUUGAAACAAAUGUAUCCGUGGCUUUUACCAUCCCCCAUGGUCCUUGUUAAUUAAUUUGCUUUAUGUUUUCAUUUUCUUUUGGUAGGUUUUAUUUGUAUUCUGUGUAAAACAUACAAAAUGUUGACAAUUCAUAUGUGAUCAAAUGAAAAGUAACAGUCAUACAUAUACAGUAGAGGUGUCACUCAGUGAAUUGGAAGAUAUAUCUGUGCCUUGACAAACUUUAUAUUUAUAUGGAAACUACUUUUGCUCCGGUGGUGCCUGUUGCAUAACAGUGUCACAGUUUUCAGUGGUUGUUGUCCUAUCUCAAUGUUAUAUAUAGCAAGUCACCAGACCUGUGGCCUAAUUAUGGCAACUCAAUAAGUGUACUGUGAUGUGCAAUUAUGUUUGUGCAUUUAGUGUUAUUUGUACAACCAAAUUCAUAGCAUUUGUUGUUCGAAGAUGUCUGUGUCGUUGACAUUUUUAUCUCAACCUGCCAUGCAGUUUGAUUCCAUACAAUAUUAAAUCUGUUACUGUUUAAGAAUGUUUUCUACUUGGGCUUUCUCUUCAUUCUUUGUAAAAAAAGGAUUACUCUGACUAAUAUAAAUCUGGUAAUUGCUCUAGCUCUAUUUUAAAAUAAAUUAUAAUUUUGUAGAAGGCCUCUAACCAUUUACGAUGCCAGUAAACUCACAGCCAUUUGAAUGAAAUGAUUUAUAUAAAUCAAUGAAAUGGGGGAAACAAAUUUGUCACUUUUUGUGUAUUAACGUUUUAUCUGAAAAUUCAAAUAGUAAAUGCAUUGCCCUACAAUACAUGUUCUGAACCAUAGAUUGAACCAUAGAUCUCUGUUUCUGUUUUGGCAUAAUGCACUGUAUCUGUUAUUGAGUACAGAUUGCAUACAUGUUUUAGCUACCGUUUGAACAACUCCUUAAUCAAUCAAAUCUAUUAAACAAAGAAAUACAAAUAAAUAUUUUUGCUUUAGGGGCAUUUGUAUACUUUUGGCAGUUAUAUUUCUGUAAACUUGCUGCUAUCUAUCAAUAAAAUAGAUCCUGUAAAA
Molecule: messenger RNA, 14869 nt
Organism: Alosa sapidissima (American shad)
Lineage: Eukaryota; Metazoa; Chordata; Actinopteri; Clupeiformes; Clupeidae
Gene: nfat5b
Product: nuclear factor of activated T cells 5b
Exons: 13
Coding region: 7161-11132 (1323 amino acids)
Biological process (GO): cytokine production; regulation of transcription by RNA polymerase II; calcineurin-NFAT signaling cascade
Cellular component (GO): transcription regulator complex
Molecular function (GO): DNA-binding transcription factor activity, RNA polymerase II-specific; transcription factor binding; RNA polymerase II cis-regulatory region sequence-specific DNA binding
Source: RefSeq, a predicted model, not a curated record